Molecule: messenger RNA, 870 nt
Organism: Talaromyces amestolkiae
Lineage: Eukaryota; Fungi; Ascomycota; Eurotiomycetes; Eurotiales; Trichocomaceae
Exons: 3
Coding region: 1-870 (289 amino acids)
Biological process (GO): positive regulation of transcription by RNA polymerase II
Cellular component (GO): nucleus
Molecular function (GO): transcription cis-regulatory region binding; DNA-binding transcription factor activity
Source: RefSeq, a predicted model, not a curated record
AUGCAAAGUCUCCAUUUACGGCUGGAGGCCACGCAGGCGCUCAGACAGCAAUUGAGAGACGACGCUCGGGAGACAGACGUUUCUCUUAUCGCCUGUAUGAUAUUACUCGCCCAGCUUGAUCUUUGUUCUGGGGAUUGCCUGGAAUUUGGCACCCAUUUGAAAGCAGCAAGUGAUAUCGUGAAGCAACACGGUUCUGAUGGAACUGAUCGAGGCUUUUUUCAACAACGUCUUGCAUGGUUGGAUAUCAUGGGUGCCACAACAUCAUCUCGAAUGCCGCACCUGAAGCCCGAACAUGUCCAAGCCGCCUUGAACAAAUUCAAGACACCAGCGGGUCGCAAAUGGGGAUUCGACGUUUUUGACUGCCCUAUCGAUUUAUUUGAAUACAUCGCAGAUAUUACUGUGCUGCACAAGCUGCAUAUCUCUUCACGAAUCCCAUCCGAUGUAGCUUUGCAGAAAGCUGUUGUCCUUGGUAAUGCUGUAAGGACAUGGAAUGAAUCUGGUAUCCUGUCAGAUCAACGACAAGAUAUGGUUGAGAUCUGGAGAUACGGGAUCUUACUCUACCUGAUCCGUUUGUUCCAACUAUCAGACGAGAUAUUCGAUACUUCGGGUUUACUGGACAAUGUCUUUUGGAGGGCUGAAAAACUAUCUUCAGGGAUAAAUCGGAAGUUCUCGACAUCAUGGCCCUUGUUUCAAGCAGGUUUAUGCCUACAUCAGGAUUCUCAUGAAAGGAGGCAAUGGCUACGAAAGGAAUUCAMAAGCCAGUUCAAGACGCUUGGAUGUUGGAAUCCAAAGCUUGCAAUUGAUGUGUUAGAUCAGUUUUGGCAAACCGGCGACAAGCAAGAUCUUGAAAAGCAGACGCUUCUGUUCUAG